Molecule: messenger RNA, 627 nt
Organism: Lathyrus oleraceus (garden pea)
Lineage: Eukaryota; Viridiplantae; Streptophyta; Magnoliopsida; Fabales; Fabaceae
Exons: 2
Coding region: 1-627 (208 amino acids)
Source: RefSeq, a predicted model, not a curated record
AUGGUUGAUAGAGACUACAGACUGAGACACGGGAGGAUUGCACAACAUGCAUUUGUCAAGAGCGAAAAGAUUCAGGUUUCUGAGGCUCUUGUUCUCUCUAGCCCGGUUCAUGCGGAGGCGUCGACUUCUGCGGAUCAUAUGUCUCCAUCUUCUUCUUCUCGUAGGAGACAGGUGUCACAUAGUGACAUAUCACUGCCUACAUCUUCCUCCGAGGAUAUGCACUUUAACAACUAUGUUGAUCACCGUGAGACACGACCAUUUAACAACAUAAUAUUAUACUCUGUAUGGUUGGCCUGCGGUUCACGUUUGACAUUUCUUCAUCUGCCUGAGCGCGUCAUGCGGCAGUUCAACUACACUCAAACUAUUUCCAGACACCUUGUUGUCUCUGCUCCUCCUGCUAUGACAUAUAGAGAUAUGAAUCUCAUGUUUGAUGAUUAUCUUAGUCAUCUAAUAAUGGAUGAGGUACUGAGUGCCAUAGUUGAAAGUGAUUGGAGCUAUAUAGACGUGUAUCUCAAAUGGUUCUUUAGGGUGUCCCAUCCAUAUAUGGUGCAGGCUGCUCUAGGAGAUCCACUAAUGUCAGCUCAUCAGAAGUUAUUAGAGGAGGAGCAGACACAGUUAGAUCAUUGA